UUGCUCCAAAACACGGGAAAGUGGCCGCCACCGCAAAAUCUCGCGCAGCCCGAAAUGGCCCGAUUCCUAUCGAACAAACAGCGCCUAGUGGUCGCGUGAGUGAAUCGUCCUGCUGUUCGCCGUGUCGCCUCUGCCGUGACGUGUGCCGAAAAGUGAAAACAUACGCCACCAUGGCACCAUUAUCACGGUUUCAAGCGUCCCGUGUUAGGUUUUAGGCCGCCACUUCUUCCCCCCCACCCACCAAAGAAAGCAAUAAGAGCACAGCACCCCGUCGUCGUGGUGCGUAUCGAAAUCUUCCAUCGCACGGCCUACUGGUCACGGGUCAAGGUCGGCCGAGGAUGGAUCGCGUGAAGCUGUGCGAUCAGAUACUGCUGCAGAAGCUGCACUUGCUGAGUAAUGCGGUGCUCAGGACGAACCGGGGCAUCACGGAGCGCGAGCUGGAGGAAGCGUUCAAGCAGUCGAUCGGGUACCGGGCGCCCCGCUUCUUUCCACCGACCGACGGAACCCUCCCGAUCGUGUACAGCGCGCUCUUCGUUGUGGCUUUGUUCAUCGUGACCCCCUUUUUGGCCGGAUUUCUUGAACUUGGCCUCGGUAUGCGCUGCAUCGUGCCAAACAACUAUCUGAUCUGGGAAGCGACACGACCGGUGUCGAACUGUGACUUUUGCCGUGGCGUCGAUCGGCCCAUUAUACUGCCGAACUUGACGCGCGACGAGUUCCAACCGUACGCGUACUCCUCGCGGCCCAUCAUCAUCAAGCGAGCCGUUUCGCACUGGCCGGCGGUGCGGUUGCUGAACUUUACCUUCCUGAAGGACCUGUACCUGCGGCACCCGGCCGCACUCGACAGUCUGCACGAGGACUGUCAAUUUUUGCACUUCAAAUCUAACUUCCAAACCCUACGGGACGUGUUCCGGAUGUCGGACGAUCGGGCCGAGUUCCGGGCCGGCCAGCAACCGUGGUACGUCGGGUGGAGCAACUGCAACCCGGCGGUACUGCGGGAACUACGGAGGCUGUACCCAAAGCCCCACUUCCUGCCGGACGAUGCCGAAAUGCCGAACACGGACUUUGUGUUCCUCGGCUACGAGCAGGGUGCCGUGAUGCACAUUGACUACAUCCCACGGUUGAUGUGGCAGGCGCAACUGCGGGGCAACAAAAGCUGGAUCCUGGCCCCGACGCCGGAGUGUGAUGCGGUUUGCCGUAGUUUUAGCUUCUACGUGGAACCGGGCGAUGCGCUGCUGGUCGAUACGCGCCUCUGGUACCACGGGACGUUCAUCCACUCGAAGGGCGAAUUCUCGCUCACGAUACAGUCGGAGUACGGUUAGAUCGCAGCCUCUAGUCCCAGUCCCAGCUGCAAGGUUGCAUUUCCCGGAGAAAAACGCCAAUCCGUCGUGUGCCAAUCGCGGACACUGCCGGUGUCCGCGAGCGCACGCGUAUUAUUUCGUUGUUUGUUAAGUCACUCCUCAAUCGCGAGACGCGGUGUAUUUCUAUUCAAUGUUUGAGCGUGUUUUUUUUUAACUCCUCCCUUAGUGCCAUGGACCAUUCAGUUAUUAUUUAUAUUUUAUUAUACUGUACAGUGUGUCAUUCCGUUAAUUUUGAGUGCUUUAUUUGCGUCCCAAAUCGCUAGUUUUAUGCCCAGUGUGAAUGCAAAAUGAGUGUUUCCUUUACAUUUGCUUUACGUUUCACGACGAACGCUGUUCUACUUUUCGGUUGACCGGAUCGGUCCACUCUUCGGACUGAUUGUAAAUAGGUGUUGCUUUAUUUUUCUUAUAGGAAGAAUGCCGGAUCCCGGCGGAUACUUUAAACACACAAAAAAUCAAUUAUUUACAACAGCAACAAACCAAAACAAACCGUUCGGAAAGCGAUCAAUGAUACUGUAGAUAAUUAGUCAUAUUAAUAAAACAAAUGGGCGCCUAACAAUUUC
This is a messenger RNA of Anopheles cruzii, 1918 nucleotides long. RefSeq lists its product as uncharacterized. The record is from RefSeq and is a predicted model, not a curated record. Bases 339 to 1319 code for a protein of 326 amino acids. The transcript has 2 exons. NCBI's taxonomy places the organism in Eukaryota, Metazoa, Arthropoda, Insecta, Diptera, Culicidae.